GCUUGUGAUAAUUACUCCCUCAAUUCACAUUUGAUUUGAGUUACAGUUUUAUUUUCUUUAACGAGAGUGAGUGGGUAGUAGUAGCAUAGCAAUUAGCAUGUGUGGGUUUGUUGCUCCAUUCUUCUCACUUCAUUUAUCAGUGACUCAGCUUUGUGUGUACUAACAAACUUUUGAGCCCCUUUUCUUCAGUCUUUCUCUCUUGAUUUGGGAUUUUGCACUGCUCAAGAAGAACAGUUUAGAGCAAUAAGUAGAAAGAAAAUGGCAGGAGGUGGAGCAGCUCCAGCAGCAAAGGCAAGUGAACCAGUGCCACAUCCACCAAAAGAUCAACUUCCCAAUGUUUCUUACUGCAUUACUAGUCCUCCCCCUUGGCCUGAGGCUAUUCUUCUUGGAUUUCAACAUUAUCUUGUUAUGCUUGGUACCACGGUUAUCAUUCCUACUGCUCUUGUUCCCCAAAUGGGAGGUGGAAAUGAGGAAAAAGCCCAAGUUAUUCAGACAUUGCUACUUGUUGCUGGGCUAAACACCUUGUUGCAGUCUAUCUUUGGGACCAGACUGCCUGCUGUGAUUGGAGGGUCUUAUACCUUUGUUGCACCUACAAUCUCGAUUAUCCUUUCUGGACGAUGGAGUGAUGAAGACCCUGUAUCGAGGUUCAAGAAGAUAAUGCGGGCCACCCAAGGUGCAGUUAUUGUUGCUUCAACCGUUCAGAUUGUCCUUGGCUUCAGUGGUCUCUGGCGCAAUGUUACAAGGUUAUUGAGCCCUCUUUCAGCUGUUCCUUUGGUUUCUCUUGUUGGCUUUGGGCUUUAUGAGUUUGGUUUUCCUGGGGUUGCCAAAUGUGUUGAAGUUGGGUUGCCAGAGCUAGUCCUUUUAGUCAUUUUCUCUCAGUAUUUGGCCCAUUUGAUACGCCCAGGGAAGAAUAUCUUUGAUCGUUUCGCCGUUAUUUUCACGGUGGCCAUUGUGUGGAUUUAUGCACACCUACUCACUGUUGGUGGGGCUUACAAUGGAAAGCCACCAAAGACACAAGCAAGCUGCAGAACUGAUCGUGCUGGACUUAUUAAUGGUGCUCCAUGGAUUAGUAUUCCUUACCCCUUCCAAUGGGGACCUCCUUCAUUCGAAGCUGGUGAAGCUUUUGCUAUGAUGAUGGCUACUUUUGUUGCCCUUGUAGAGUCCACUGGUGCUUUCGUUGCAGUUGCAAGAUAUGCAAGUGCCACUCCCUUGCCACCAUCCAUACUUAGCCGUGGUGUUGGUUGGCAGGUAAACGGGUUUUCUUCCCUAGAAUCCUCCCCCUCCCUCACCCUCUUGUAAAGUAAGCAAAGAAAAGUAAAACAGAAAGUUCUGUUGGAUUUCAUUGAAGUGGAGCUUUACUCGAAAUCAAAUGCAUAGGAUCUUUAGGGAGGUUUAUGUGAAGUAGGAAAAUAGAUUAGGAAAACUACACAUAGUUGGAACAUCAUUUGACCCCUCAAGUAUCACCAUUUUCCACAUGCGCAAGAAUUAUGAAUUGUUUUGGGUAACCCCGACACCCAACUCUACUUUCUUCUCAUUAUACUAGUCAAAAUCUGUGUCCACUCAACCGCAAGUCUGCAACCCUACAUGUCUAAUCUGGAUCAUUCCUUUGUACAUUUAUUUUGAAUCUAAUGCCAGUUUGAGUAAAUUUUGUUACUGAUAUUUCGCAUUGCAUCCACUUCGGGCGUGACGAUACGCGGCAGAUAUGAUAUUUCUUUAGAUAGCAGAUUGUUGGGGCAUAUACUAUUAACCAUGCAUUUGGAUAUAGUAUAUCU
This is a messenger RNA of Nicotiana tabacum (common tobacco), 1772 nucleotides long. NCBI's taxonomy places the organism in Eukaryota, Viridiplantae, Streptophyta, Magnoliopsida, Solanales, Solanaceae. The record is from RefSeq and is a predicted model, not a curated record.